AUGAUAUUAUGCCCAGAGGGAUAAGUAAGCAAUGAGCUUACACCAAAUAGAGAUAAAAUUGACAUGAUAAGAAGAGUUUUAUUGAUGAUUUGGUCUCUUUAAUUAUUUUUAGCGCUAUCCAAGAUUGUUGUUUCCUUUUGGCUUUGUUUAAGCGAAUUAAUUGCAUGCUUGAUUUUAUAUUUGUCUAUCACUCAAUUAAACUUUUGUAAUUGUGUUGGAUAUAUUGUUCUUUCAAUUUUUAAUCUAGUGGCAGUAAUAGCAUUUAUUGGUAAUCAACUUUGCCACAAUAUUGAUAUAAUCUAAGUAAAUAUGUUUAAAACUGUUGUCUGUUAUGCUACUAUGGGAUUUUAUUCCUUCUCACUACCAAUUGCUUUUUAGGGUUAUAAAAAUUUUAAAGGGAUUGUUUAUGAUAUGCUUUUAAGUCAGACAAAUUGUGAGUAGGAAUUUGUAACCAGAGAAAGUAAUAUAUCUAUAAAUGGUUUUUAGUAGCCAUUAAAAAUAUCUGAUUUAGAACCAUAAUCUCCUAAUGAGGAUACUACAAAAGUAGAAUCAUUUUCAAUUUCGAUUGAUGAUAUUAAUUAAAGUUUAAAUACAGAGAUAGAUUUGCAAGAUGCUAUUUGA
Tetrahymena thermophila SB210 is the source of this 621-nucleotide messenger RNA. Its product is annotated as transmembrane protein, putative. The record is from RefSeq and is a predicted model, not a curated record. Lineage: Eukaryota; Ciliophora; Oligohymenophorea; Hymenostomatida; Tetrahymenidae. The transcript has a single exon.